This is a messenger RNA of Podarcis lilfordi (Lilford's wall lizard), 41083 nucleotides long. Lineage: Eukaryota; Metazoa; Chordata; Lepidosauria; Squamata; Lacertidae. The record is from the annotation of a GenBank genome assembly.
CGCGAAGAGGCGCCCGCCCCGCGCGCCCGUCCUCCCGCUCGAGGGGGCGGCCUCUGGUGGCGCGCCGAGCAGGCGGGGGUCCAGCCCGCCGGCAGCCCGAGGGUUAACCGCGGCCGGCGAGCGAGCGAGACAGACGCACGGGCGGACAAGACAGCCUCGCCAGAAGAGGCUGGCGCGCAGUCCGCGCUGUAGCCUCGCCGAGCCCGGAGAUGGGAAGCGGCGGCGGCACGCGGGCUCCCCCAAGCCCGGCGGCGUCCCCCCUCGCCGCCGCUGGGAAGGUGAGUGGCGGGCGGGCGGGCUCCCGGGCGCGCUGCCCGGCGGGGACGGAGCCAGGACUCUCGGCUUCGGCUCUCCUCCGCCGUCGCGCCUUCGCUUCCCCACGGAGAGAGGGCUGCGGAUGGGGCGGCGGCGGCGGGGCGUGCUGCUCGGGCUGCCGCCCCUCUUCGGUCAACGUUUCCCAAACGGGGCGGCUGCGGGACGCUCCUGUCGGGUCCGGAGCUGCCUGCCUCCCGCGGGGCUCCAGUGCGUCGAGGGGAGGGGGUGCUCGGUGGGGGAACGGGGUCCACUCGAGUCCCGGUUUUGUUUUCCGUGGGGGGGGGAAUUCUCUGUUUUCCUGUUGGAAGUAAGAAAGGGUGGUGGUUUUGAAGAUGUGAGAUAAAGGGGUUUCUGUGGGGUCUGAGGGAGAGAUCCCCCCCACCUCCGUGGGUUCCACAAUGUGAAAAAGCAAAUGUGUUUUUGUGGGAUUGCUUCGUGGACUUGGUGGCUUUCCUGCGUGUAGAGAGAGAGAUCUGGAGAGCCCUGGGGCGCCUGGUCUGUGGAGCUUGGUGGACCAAGGAGGGAUGUUCUGUUCUGUUCAGUGCAGUGUGCUCUGUGUCUGUCUGUCUGUGUGUGUGUAUGAGAGAGAGAGAGAGAGAGAGAGAGAGAGAGAGAGAGAGAGAGAUCAAGGAUGCUUCCUUUGAUGAAGGAAAACAAGCUCCUCCUGGGUUUGUACUUGGCAGCCUCAUCUGGUCCUAUCCAGCAGCCUUGCCCCAGCUCCAUGAGCAACUCUGGCUCCAGCUCCCCACAGCUUUUGAUAUGCAUGAUGCACCCAGACCUGUUGUGCCCAAAGAACAACUGUGACCAAGCAAGGCAAGGAGGAAUGUCAGGGAGGGAGGAGUGUGAUAACUUGAGCCCCUCUUGUGCACCGGCCAGGGUGGGUGUCCCACAAAAAGUCCAGAGCCAGGGCAGCAAUGAAUGCGUCACACACAGCAACACAAUGCGAGGAAAUCUUCCAGAUUGCCUGUGGAUACCCAUGGGGGGGGGGGAUUCAGCCCCUCUGGAAGGGGCCUCAUUGCUGUGCUUGGACAGCCCCUUCCCAAACACAGGAAAAUGCAUCGGGCUCCCAGGAUUUGCAGUGCCACCCUAGGCAUGUUUACGCAACCCGCUCAGUUCAAUGGCACUUAUUCUCCCAAGUGCGCGCGCGCUGGACUGUGCUUUUUGCUGUUGCAAGAGGUGGAAGAACAAAGCUUGCUGACAUCCGUAGGCACGUUAGGAUUCCAGGCCAUCUGAUCCACAGGUAGGUGGUAGUGAGGUUCGCUUUGUCAGCUGUUGAACAUUGAACUGCUUUCCCCAGCAAGAUUUGAGGCUAACACUUCCCCAGCUUCUCGCCUUCAACAGAAGCAACACCAUCAUAGGGUGAGAUAGCUCCAGACUUUGCUUCACAACCUCAGCGAGCAAAGGCUGGAGGAUUUCUGUAAACAGUGCAUUAGCCACCAUCAACAUGAAGUCACAGCCCAGCUUUGGAGCACAGCAGGGACUCACACUUUGGGACAGCACCAGCAUUCGUAUUCUUAGUCCCAGUUUUUCCAUCUCUAUAGAGUGUCAGAUCUGUAGACGAACAUAAGAAAUGCCUGUUCGGUUCAGGCCAAGGGUCCCUCGAGCCCAGCGUGGUCUCCAAAAGUAGCUGGGGAGGCUCACCGUAAGGCACAAUGUAACACAGCUGUGCAGCAUCUAGCAACUGGAGGUAGACUGUACCCAGCCAUGGAGGGUCUCUUUGGCUUGCCUUGGCUAGUCCUGUCUUCCAUGAAUUUGCGUAUUUCUUUAAAGAAAAGCCUCUAAGCUAGAAGCUGUCUCUGCAUGUUCUGGUAAUGAAUUCUGUAAGCUAAUUUAUUGUGUGUUAUGUGAAGAGCUACUUUUUUUUUUGGUCUGUCCUAAAUCCACUGCCACUGAGAGAAAGAAAUAAUGUUCCCUAUGUACUCCCACACCAUUCAUAAUCAUGUUCACCUCUAUCAUGCUCCCUGUUAGGCGUCUUUCCCCCCUGAAUUCCCUUUUCCUUUCUCCAGAACAUAGCAGGAUCCAUCACUGCAAAUCUUCAGCCACACACACCAGCAGUUGGGUUUUGAUACUCCCACUCCUACUGAUUAAGAGUAGCAGUCUAUUCAUCUCAAGUCUAGGCCAGUGUGGGAUUCAGAACAAUGGUGCAGAAUCCCACCCACCGUCUCUAGGCUCUGGGGCCAGUUUUCCUUCUGCCCACAUUGUUAUAUUUGUAUGACUAUUGAACAUCCUUGCAUGCAUGUGAAAGCCAGGAGAGACCAGUGAAAAUUUGUCUGUAUAGAUUUCUGGCUGAGCUUAGAGUAACUAGGGUCUUCCUUAAGACAUCUUGGCAGCUGAUGUAGAAAAUCCAAAUGGCUACACUAAUGGCAAAAUCAGUCCAGACAUUCUCCAGCAUGCGAUCCAUUGAAAUUAAUCCAAGUGUGCCAGAGCACAUGGAGUUCUCUUGUGCAGCUCCUAUUCAUUCAGAGGGUCUUGCACAGGAGAAUUUCCUGGCUGAUUGUGCCCUGUGGUUCAGAUCUAUCUUUCAGUCUGCAUUACUAUCAUGGUGGCAGAAAUCUGCCACCUUGAGGCAGGAGCCACACCUUUCCUCAUGGGAGGGCCUCGGGGUUUUACUUCUGAAUAGAUAUGUACAGGACUGAGCUGGAGAGAAAAAACCCCUGUUUACUGUAAAAAGAAAAUGCACAGAAAUUCUGGGAGCCUAGGCAAAAGCAUACGAGACUCAGAUAAAUAUUGUUAUGUCAGGGAACAGUCAACUGUGAGAUUAAUAAGGGAAAGUGACAUCUCACUGAUCUACCCGAAUUCUCCGAAGAUGUCAGGCAGCAUGUAGAACAGGGCGACCCAGUUGAUUUAGUGCAAUUGGAUUUUCAGAAGCGUUUGACAAAGCCCUUCAUCAAAAGCUCUUAAGAAAACAAAGUCAUCCUGGAAUAAGAGGGACGAUCUUUUUGUGAAUCAGUAAUGAGUUGUUGGGGGGUUUUUUAUUUAAAAAAGAUGGAAACUCAAAACAUAUUUUUUCAGCAUAUUGUUCUGGCGUAAGCCCUAUUUUUUUGAAGGUACUUAGGUUGUUGUUGUUGUUGUUGUUGUUUUAAAUCACCAUGGGGGCACCAUUUGGAUUUUCUGCCUCAAGCCCCGGAAUGCGUUUUCUGUGCUGUGUUGAGAGAUGUGCUGUGCUGAGGACUAGAACGAUGACAGGGUCAGCAUCUCACUGAAAGGCUAAAUAGGAAAGUGGGAGCAAGCAUCUGUGCAUCAAAGAAGCGAUGUUAAACAUAUUCAACAGUGACCUCAAGAAAGGAAGGGAGGGAUACUGAGGUGGAAACAUUUUACAGCUGGCAAAGCUUUAAAGUCCAGAGCAGAUUGCUGUCUUCUGGAAGGUCAUUACACAACUGGGUGACUUUAGCAAUAAAAUGGCAGAUGAAAUUCAGUGUUGGAAAUUGCAAAGUAAUACACGCUGAGGGGGAAGGGGAGGGGGAGAGGGAGAGGGAGGGUCCGUAUUAGAACUAUUCCAAUAAAAAGAGAGCACAUAUUUUAAUGUCACCGUGUGGAUCGAAGGUGUAUUUGCACUUCUCUGUUCGGGGCUGAUCUUCCUCCACCCACAGCUCAACCUGAUGUUGCAGAGCAAGGGAGGACAGGGGCAGAGGAAGGCAGCUAAAAUGAUCUGUGAGAUGAAACAGCUUCCAUAAUAGACUUGAGGCUCCUUGAGCCAGAUGACAGGAAGAGGGUGCAACAGAAGCACACGAGAAAAUCAUCAAUGCUGUGAAGUAAGUUGAUGGGGAGCGGCUGUUAAUUUUACCUGGGCUCAAUAAUGCAAAAACAGCGGAGAACCUGAAGAGAUGCAGGCAGAAGAGUCUAAACAAAAUACUCAGUUUGAUCCAUGAAUUGAAUUUGCCAUAGAACGUUUCAAGAACAGAAAAUAAAACUCUUUAAAAAAAAAGGAUUAAAAAAUUCCCGGAGGAAAAAAAAAUGUCAGUAGCUAUUAGACAAGAGAGUCAGGGAAUACAAACUAAUGCUGGGGGCGUUUCUAAAAUCUCCCAACAGCUAGAAGCUAUGAGUAAAUGACAGGAAUUGGGUUACUGCUCAAUUGCUCCUUAUUUUAAUCUGAAGCACUGAGCAAAGGUGGGAGUUCUGGCAUAAGUAGGUAAACUGUUGAUUUAUACAUGCAUACCUUUUGCUACUAAAUGAUCUCAUGAAAGCCCUUGUAAGCUUCAAGUUACCUCUUGAAAUAUUUCUGGAAAAUGGGGAGGAUGCAAGGAGCUGCCUUGAAGCGACUAAUCGACAGUCCAGCUAGCUUGUAAUGUUGUUGACCCAGGCAGGCAUGUCUUGGAUCAUGAACUGGAAAUUCUGGGAGCCCUGAAAUACUUCCAAUAACAAUAAUGCUUAGCAUUUAUAUGGAAUUUUUUUAGUGCUUUGCACAUAUUACCUUAUCUUUACAACACGCCUGUAUGGUAAAGGUAAAGGGACCCCUGACCAUUAGGUCCAGUCGUGACCAACUCUGGGGUUGCAGCGCUCAUCUCCCUUUAUUGGCCGAGGGAGCCGGCGUACAGCUUCCGGGUCAUGUGGCCAGCAUGACUAAGCCACUUCUGGCGAACCAGAGCAGCACAUGGAAACGCUGUUUACCUUCCUGCCAGAGCGGUACCUAUUUAUCUACUUGCACUUUGAUAGGCUUUCGAACUGCUAGAUUGGCAGGAGCGGGGACUGCGCAACAGGAGCUCACCCCAUCGUGGGGAUUCGAACCGCCGACCUUCUGAUUGGCAAGGCCUAGGCUCUGUGGUUUAACCCACAGUGCCACCCGUGUCCAUCCCUGUAUGGUAGGUCAAUAUUAUUAUCUUGAGAUUGCAGAUGUAGGAAGGCUGAGGGAGUGGCAUUGAGUGAGGUCAAGGCAGAGGAGAUAUCCAAACCAGGUUCUGUCUGACUACUAUCUCAAUCUCUUUAGCCACUAUGCUAAAGUAACUUUCAACUGUUGGCCUCAUAUAUAUGACAAACAUUUACUCUGCUUCCAAGGUAAAAAAGGUGCAGUCUGCAUCUCUUCUCAGGUCCUAGCUAAGGUUAAUCCAGGAACGAAAAAGGCACCAAGCAUAUCUUAUUUCACUGCUCCACCGAAGCGAGGAAAAUUAAACAAGAGUGUGUUAAUUAAUUAAACAUCUGACUGAAAGUCAUGAUUCUCAGUUGUGUGUGUGCGCGUGCGUGCACACUCACAAAAUUCUCGCAGCCUUCUGUUAAAUUUCCUACAGUUAUUUUUUGAAGAGUUCGUGAUGAACUCAUGAAAUUAAUUGUCACAAGAUGUGGAGAAGCCACAAUGUUAGGUGGCUUAAAAACAACAACAACCCAAAGGAUUGGACAGAUUCCUGGAGGAACGUUGGCUGUCAUGGGUACCUAAUGCUACCGCCAUUAAGUGAGUUCUUGCUGUAGCACUGCUGGUGGCUCUGUUGUCAGGAGAGUAGGGAGAAACGGGGAGAGAGGAGAUGGGUUAGGCUCAUUCUAAGAGAAUAGUCACUGUCCAGUCACUCCAACAGACAGACACAUGGAGCAGUGGGAUGGACAGCUCUGUGUUGUUUUUUGCUGAAAUAGAUUUCUUUAUUUCUGAAACAUUCCAGAUCAGCAGAAUACAAGUUGCAAUCAAGUAUUAAAAUCGUAUCCCCAUAGUAAGAAAGCAUUGAUUAGUGCAUUUUUUUUCCUUGCAAAAGGUCUAUCAAAAAAGUUUUACUUCCAUGAAAACUUGUUUGUUUUCACCAAACACAAGUGUUAAUAAAACAUUGCCAUUUUAUUCUUUAUUACAAAGUAUCGAAACCCAACCAUUGUUGAAUUUUCAGUCAACUAAUAGCUUGGUGAGGGUUGAAGCUGGAGAAAGUGAUGGAAAGGGAGGGUAAGUUUAGAAGUGAUUGUGGGUUGAAACAAACACACCUGGUUCACAACCGUACUUCAAAAGUCUCAAUGGGAGGAUUUAGAAAGGGAAAUGCGAGUUUCUUAUCUGAUCUCCAAUACUACAUCCACUACCCCUAGGCAGAUCUUACUCAGUUUGCUUUGAAACAGUCAUUUAGGCUUUCCACAUAGUGUCCUUGACAUUGUGUCACUACUGUUUUGUUUUAUGUUUAAUAAGGAAAGGGAAAGGACAGGAGUAAGCCUCAAAUUCACAUCCACACCUCAUUUUAAAGGCUUCAAACAAGGGUGUUGUUGUAAGGAGACAUUGGACUCUGGACGCGUCAGGUUCAUUGACUGGUUCAACACUAGCUAUUUACUGUGGAAUUGCCACACUUGGUUCACUCACUUUUUAUGAGGCAUCUAUAUGACAUCAUAGGGACACGGGUGGCGCUGUGGGUUAAACCACAGAGCCUAGGGCUUGGUGAUCAGAAGGUCGGCAGUUCGAAUCCCUGUGAUGGGGUGAGCUCCCGUUGCUCAGUCCUUGCUCCUGCCAACCUAGCAGUUAGAAAGCACACCAGUUCAAGUUGAUAAAUAGGUACCGCUCCGGCAGGAAGGUAAACAUCAUUUCCAUGCGCUGCUCUGGUUUGCCAGAAGCGGCUCAGUCAUGCUGGCCACAUGACCCGGAAGCUGUACGCCGGCUCCCUCGGCCAAUAAAGCGAGAUGAGCGCCGCAACCCCAGAGUCGGUCACCACUGGACCUAAUGGUCAGGGGUACCUUUAUCUUUAUAUGACAUCAUAAUGGAACUGCUGUUUUCCAACACCACCCUAAGUCUCCCAUCUCUUUUUAAAGGUCAAAGAAAGAAAGAAAGAAAGUAUAGCACAUGGUUAGCUCCAUUUAGCAUCGGAUUUACUUUUUUAUACUCUUUCAAUUUGCACAUAAGCAUUUUUUUCGCUUACAUUUUUAAAAAAUCAAUGGCGCUUAAAAGGAAAAUCAUUUUAGCAUGAAUGUAGACAUUUUUUAUAAAAAAAUAAGCAUGUUGGCUUUCCAUUCAGACCAUUUUAGAGAGUUGGUUUAAAAAAUAAAUAAAUCAUUUAAGUUGCACUCAAAAUACUUUUUAGUCUAUAUUUUAAGUAAACAUUUUUAAAAUAUUUAUGCAGUAGCAUGUAAAUGAAGGACUGCUUGAAUGCAAAAUUUAAAAUUGAUUUGAAAAUAAACAUGCUGCUGCUAAGAUGGCUUAGAUGUAUUGCCACUUGCCCAUGGGCUUCUAUAUCACACCCAAUAGUGUGGGCAGAACAUGGUUGCUAGUUGAGACCAAAAACUGCUAGUUUAGAAGCAGUUCAAGACUCUCCAGUUCUGGCUCGUUCUUGCUGCGCUGUGAGAGCCAUAAAUCUAGGUCUCCUGCUUCGGUGAAGUGUUUCUCUCGGCUUCUGAAGAAUCCUAGUCAGAGGUGGUUAUAUCAUCACAUUGGUACCUCUUAGUGCAGUAGCAUCUGUGGCACAGGAAGCUAUGACAUGUUGGUAUCUGAGGCAGGCUUUGGGAUGACUGCCUGUGUUAAGCCUGUAGCCCACCGUGGAUUUAAUGAGCACCUUUAAAAAGCCUUUCAGGUAGUUUCACAUGAUAUUAUAAAGCUUGAUAAAUCUAGGCAGUUGGCUGAUAGCUCAUAACCUGUAAAGAACAGUUGACUCACUGAUAGCGUGGGAAGAUGAAGCAAUGAGUGAAGCUUGUGGCAGCGAUUGCCCUAGGCCAUCUUCAAUAUUUUCAUCAAUAUUGUGGUCACCUGUUUGUUUUUUAGAAAGGGGACAAUACCACUUCACCAGAGACUGGCUGUGUGCAUUUCACAGUUCUGCAUGAGACUGAUAUUCUGCACAGACCUCAGGUUCCUUAUGGCUAUGAAGACAAGCCUGCAGGUGUGCGCGAAACGAUGAAGGAAAUAUCAGAUGCCCAAAAAGAUGGCUGAAUGAAAUUUCUAAGGGUCAUUGGAAUUUGAUUUCAAUUAGCUCCCCAGACCUCUUUGCCCUUCCCCACGACAAUUAGGAGAUGUAGAAUAAAUUUUGCAAAGUGAGAAAAAUAUGAAAAGAUGCACACAUUUUAUGGAAACAACAAAGAGUCCUGUGAUACCUUAAAGACUUAACACAUUUUUAAAUGGUAUAAGUAGGAAUUUUAACACUACACAUAGAUCUGAGUAGGGAGAAACAUCCAAUUCUACCUUUUAAAAUAAACAUCAACAAACCACACAAAGUUCACAGGAGAGCAGCAAAGAGGAUCAGGGAUGUGUUGUGCAAGAAAAAUGCGGGGAAAAUGAAGAAAGCGAGCAUGUUUAGCAAGGACCAGAAAAGGGUGAAGGGAAAAUGUGUGUACAGUUUAUAUCCAAUUUAAUGGUGUAGAACUUAGGAUCUUGAAGUAAGGGGAAAACCAAUUUCCUUAGGUCAGUAAAUGCGCUUAGCAAGCAGGGUGGUCAGUUAUGCAUCACUAAAAAAGAAGGCACCGAUUUGCAUAAAAUUUGCAUGUGCUAAUUUAUAUGGCUAGAAGUAAAUUUAGAAACAAUUUUCUAUAAUUUAAAUAGAGAUGCACUACAGCUCCCCAUGGUGGGAAAAACUUUGACUAGGUGACCUGCUAUGAGCCUGGUUGCUAAUUUAUAUGGCUAGAAGUAAAUUUAGAAACAAUUUUCUAUAAUUUAAAUAGAGAUGCACUACAGCUCCCCAUAGUGGGAAAAACUGCAUAGGUGACCUGCUAUGAGCCGCCUUAGUCUGCGGCCCAGGUGCAACUUCAAGGCCCUGCUCCCCUUGUAAUGACGAUUAAUCUUUAAACUGGAAAUAGAAAAAAGUCCUCAGGAAAGCAGGACAUUCGGCCACCUUAUUAGUGGAGAAAAGAUGAAUAACAUACAUAAAGGAGAACUUCUGAGCCAUAAAAACUGACAAACUACAGCAGAUACUAUAUGCAUUCAAAUUAUUUAGGGCCAAUGAGACACAAGGAGCCAGCGAAAGAGAGGGAGGUUAAACUGUAGAACCAAAAGCAUGGCUUAGAGUUAAUUGGUGAUGGCAGCCUUAAAAGCUUCCAAAGGGAAGUAGAAGAAGAAAAGGCACGUGCCAGCUUGACAUUUAAAUCAAUAGUUGGAAUUUUAAAAGAAAAAGAGGUAUGAAAUGCCAGGGCUUGCUCAAGACAUGGUUGCACCUGAGACAGACCCUAGAAUGGCACCUCUCUUCCCACCAGGGAAGAAGUGGUGAGGGAAGAUCAUCAGGGAAAAAGUGGGGGGAAGAAAGAUCAACACUGGGAUUUACUGUCUUGGUGGAUCUUGCUGCCUGAGGCAGUUGUCUCACCUUGCCUCAUGGGUGGGCCGGCCCUAUGAAAUAUACAGUAGGCCUAGCUAGAGCGCAAGUUUGCUGUAGACUGAAAAGAAAAGCUGAAGUAAGAUAUAGGCUCAGUUCACACGUAACGCUAAGCCAAACCAUAACUUUGCUUCUCCUCCAGUCCUGCUGGUGUUGCGCUGCUGUGAGCUAAGCCAUGGUUUGGCUUGGCGUUAUGUCUAAACCGAAGUCUGUGGUUUAUCUCACUCCAGGCAAACCACAACCUGUAGCCAAGGUUUGUUCAGUGGCUCACUACCUUUUGGUUUCCCUGACUAGGGGAGAUAAAACAUCAGUUUCACCAGUUUCAGAAACAAAGCAGCCACCAUCUUCCCUCCAGAAGCUUGCACGACUGCUCAUUCACACACAGCCAUGGUUUGGCUUAGCGUUGCAUGUGAACCAGGUCAUAGGGUGGCGUCAAUUGAAAAUAAACUUCAGGAAUUGCAGUGGUUACAACGUGAUAAUGUAUGUGAAGUGUUUAAAUAUUUAGUAAGAAAUGGCAUACAAAUGUCCCUACAAUGCAUUAACCAUGAGGUUUGUGCUCCUUCCUUUUACUGCUUUCUGCUCACUGCACCACCUGACACUCAUUUGGAAAAGAGAGAGGGAACAUACCGUAUAUCUGUCUAUCUGCUUGCCUACCUAUAGGGUGCCAAUGUGUCCUGCUUUACAAAGGACACUCCUCUGUUUUGAAAGGCUCUCAGAAGUCAGUUCUCUGUUUGAAGGUGUCCUCUAUUUGACAACUGCCCAGUCCAAGUCUGGCUUAAAGAUAAGAAACAUAAAAAGGGAGAGCACGAAGCCUUGAAGUUGCCCCUCAACAGUCAUGAGUACGUGGACGUCAGAUUUAGCAGGCACACAAGUCCCCUGAUGUCUUCCCCACUUUGGUGAGAUGUAUUGUAUUUCUAUUGUAAUCGCAGCAAUUUCUGAAUUUGCUCCUGUAUAUUUUUUUAAAACCAUGUGUUUUUCUUAAUGUUCUCCCCUCUUUUCUUUUGGUAGUGCACGCCCACUUUUUUGACAAUACGUGAGCUCCCGUUGCUCGGUCCCUGCUCCUGCCCACCUAGCAGUUUGAAAGCACGUCAAAGUGCAAGUAGAUAAAUAGGUACCACUCUGGCGGGAAGGUAAACGGCAUUUCCGUGCACUGCUCUGGUUUGCCAGAAGCGGGUUAGUCAUGCUGGCCACAUGACCCAGAAGCUGUACACCGGCUCUCUCGGCCAGUAAAGUGAGAUGAGCGCCACAACCCCAGAGUCGGCCACGACUGGACCUAAUGGUCAGGGGUCCCUUUACCUUUACCUUUACCUGACCACCUGAUUUACCUGUUGAGAAAGAGUGAUCUCCCACCUGAAGCCUGAAGCAAUGCAGCCACUUGCUUGUGAAGUGGUGGGGUUGCAAAAAAAGAAUGCUGUAGCCAUGAAUAGAUGGGUUGGGCUAGAUGACGUUUGAGGUCAUUUCCAUGAUCUGCUGUUUUUGGUGAGCUAAGCCUCUGUGACAGAAGCACCAAACACACAUGCGGCAGAGGAGGACUGGGAUCAGCAACUGCAAGCAACAGCGGUCUAGUAUAUUGCGCUUGGGGAAAGUCGUGAGGUGAGGGGAGUGUCUGCCAUUAGGGUAGAAGACAGUGUGUGGCAAACAAUACUGGGUUUACCUAGCAGGGUGAUAAAAGACGCUGGAAAAGAAAAUGUGAGCCAGGUAGUGCGUAACCUAAUGUACACCAUCUGAUUAUUAAACAAUCAGUCAUAGCUGGAAAUGGUUGAAAAAGCUUUGUGUUUGAGGCAGGUUGUGAGGUGUUUCAAAACAUCCGUGGAGGAGGCAAGCCAGGUUUUGAUGCCACAGCGAACAUGAAUCGUGAGAAUAAGGUCUUGAAGAACUGCUGUUAGACGACGAUUCAAGGCCUAGCAGCCAAAUGUGUGAGGGAGAAGUAGAAUUGAGGGAAGUGGCCAAGAAAACUUCGGGUUUUGCUGGAAGCUUCUGGCAGAAUCAAUUACAGAAUGGCAGAGCGAGGUUUCUGCUUUAAUAACAGGUGUCCCAGCUGCCCUAGACGGUAUCAGAAAAGUGAAUCUAGCUUAAAAGCAACAUUUUAAUUAAAUGUGAGUUUUCUUCUAAAGAACGCCCCUCAAUUUUCCACUAUAUGUGGAGAAGAAACUAUUAAAUCAUCGAAAGUGGAUGCAGAGUAAUUCAUCACAAUCAGCAUAAGGUAAUACGUUUUAUUCCUUCCUCUAAAUUCCAUCUCAAAGCUCACAUUUUUCCUAACCGCCCCUCCCUAUCCAGCCUUCAUCCCCCCUUUAACAUAGAUAAGAGCUGCACACACACACCAUAUUUUUGAAGCACACACCUGCAAGACUCCUGGGGAAUAUAGUUUAUCCCUCACGGAGCUACAAUUCCCAGCACACUUAACAAGCUAGAAUUCCCAGGAUUCUUGGGGGGGGGGGUGUUAAAUGUGCUUUAAAUGUAAGGUGCAUAUGCAUCCAGUCUACGUGUGAGUAAGCACACCUUCUCCCAGUCCUUUUCUUAGGUUUGCCUUGCUCUUCUUCCUAACCUUUUCUCUCCCCACUUACUGAUACGAGAGAGAGAGAGAGAAAGAGGGAGAUUCCUGUGCGGACGGUGGCUGCAUCUUUUGACGCAGACAGGAAUGGAAUCAUAGAAUUGUAGAGUUGGAAAAGGAACCACGAGGGUCAUCUAGUUCAACCCCCUGCAAUGCAGGAACUUUCUGCCCAACAUGGGGCUCGAACCCGUGGCCCAGACGUUAAGAGUCUCAUGUUCUACCAACUGAGCUUCCCAAUUUGGCGAUGGUGGGGCAAUACUAAUAUGUGACUGGAAGUGGACCAUUAGUUGUAAGUGCUUUGGGGCAAGCUGUGUGGUGUGUAGUGUGUGUGUGCGCACACACACACACACACACACACGAGCACUUGAGCUACAAAGUGCCAUGUACAUCAAUAUGAUUCUUGCCCCAGUUGAUGUGUUUAUUACAGUUUGACACUGCACCUUUAAAGCACAUUCGAAGUACAUGGUACCUCGGGUUAAGUACUUGAUUCAUUCCAGAGGUCUGUUUUUAACCUGAAACUGUUCUUAACCUGAAGCACCACUUUAGCUAAUGGGGCCUCCUGGUGCCGCUGCGCCGCCAGAGCAUGAUUUCUGUUCUCAUCCUGAAGCAAAGUUCUUAACCCGAGGUACUAUUUCUCGGUUAGUGGAGUCUGUAACCUGAAGCGUAUGUAACCCAAGGUACCACUGUACACUUUCCUCUCCAAAUAAUUCUGGGCACCGUACCUACAAUCCCCAAUAACCCUUAACAAACUACAGUCCCCAGAAUUCUCUGAAGCUGGUGGAAACAUGCUUCAAAUUUGCUUCGAAGAUCGCAAUAGUGUUCAACACAACAUAAAUAAUUUGUGGCAUAUGACUCUGUGAAUGCUAUAGGUGGUGCCUGUGUUGUCACUGAUUGCGAAUAACACUGCCCUAGCCCUCCCCUGUGCCUGGGCUCUUAAUUUUUUUAUUUUAAAUGUCGCUUUUACUCCUGUAGAGGCAAGCACUUCCCUUUCUAUGCCACUUAAACUGGCAAGUGCUUGUGUAUCCUUUCAGAAAUAAGAUGUCAACAGCAAUGCCCUGAUCUUCCAUUUUGUAAAAUGCCACCCCCCACAUCCACGAAUCACCUUUUUAUAUAGGGCUCGUUCAUUUAGGGCACUUCAUUACAUGGGCACACACAGCACUCUGCUUAUACCCCCAGCUGUAUGUGUCACUAGGGGGGUGGCAGAGGCUAGCAGGGCAAGGACCCCCUUGCCUAUGUACAGUUCUGCACAUGUGAGAGAUGAGUCAUUCCCUUAGCUCCCCCCCCCUUUCUGAAGGUUGUCUGUUCCCCUCUCUCAAUGAAGAAGCACAAAUCUCUCAUGAUUUUUUAACAGCAGUAAUGGACUAUCCCCUGCAGCUGGGGCUCCUCUCUCUCUCUCUCUCUCUCUCUCUCUCUCUCUCUCUCUCUCACACACACACACACACACACACACACACAGUGUUCCUUCCCAUCCCUUGCCCCCUCCAAUGCACAUGCAGGUACAGCAACUCACACAACUGACGCACGGUACUAGAAUUAGUGCAACGUGGAAAAUAAAAUCCUUUUUAAAAAAAAGGCUUUCCAGAAUGUAUCCUGUCCUAAAUAUAAUGAGAGCCUGAAGUUGGUUUUUGGACAUGAUGAAGAUAGAUGCCGCAGGGGAAAGAAGAAAGAAUUCAGAAGUGAGCUAUGGAGAGGAUAAAAAAGAUCUGAAGGCAAGUCUUAUGAGGGUGGGCCAAAAGCUCCUGGUGUGGCUUGCCUGGAGAAAAGAAGAUUAAGAAGGGGUAUUUAAAUAUUUAAGAGAAUUUUAGAAAGAAGAUGGGGAGCAAAUGUUCACCCUGUUCAGUGAUGUAAUGAGUUUAUGCGAGAGGCAGGUAGCUUUCGGCUAAGCAUGGGGGAAAGGCUGCCUGAAUUCAAGCGAUGGAAAAUAACUGCCCAGAGAGGAUUCAGAAUCUGCAUUCUUGGAGAAAGGGCCUCAAAUGGCUUCUGAGGGGGCGUUUUAUGCUUUGAAUAACCGUCAUUUAUGUACCACAUUUCAGGGGUUCAAAGCACAUGUUUGGGCUGUAAGCCCCUUGCGAUAGGAACCUGCCCUCUUGUAUGCUCUAAAAUGCCAGACACUAAGGGUGCCAUAUUAACCAAACAAGAGGGAAAUAGAUCUAUGACCCACGUGUCGGUAAUUAAUAAAAGAAUCAGCUGGACUCCUGGAUUCAAAAUGCAGGGCAUAACACACUCUCCGGUGGGAAAAAGACCCCAGCAGAGUUUAAAACAGUCACAAGGUCAAGCAGCAGUAUAGUGUGGGUAUAACAGGCUGUUAGACCUUUUUAUAUAUUCUGUUUACUUUGCUUACAGUGCUUUCCCCAUUUCUGCUCCUCUUGCAAUGAACAAACCACACUCUUCAAAGCUUUACUUACAAAAUCCUAAAGUAUGAGUCAUGUGCUAUUCCAUGCAGCAGCAAGGAGAACACAGGUAGAAUUCCCUUGGGUACAAAGUACCAAAAGAUGGUUUCAAGCAGGCAAGCUCAGACACUUUCUUCCUGGUCAGUUACAUGGUGUGAAGAAGAGUGAUGAAAGAAUAUUUCUUUCCUCCCUCAUUGGAGAUGAGGGAGUGUGACCUAACUGAGUCUAGCAUUACAACUUUGUGGUCUUUAACCCCUUCAUGCAUUAACUAUCCCUAUGCCUGCUAGUUUACUUUGACUACAAGUUCCCCACUGUAAUAACAUUACAGACAUUCUUUCUGCAAUGCUUAUCACAUACAUUAUUUCUGUAAUCACAUGCAUUACGUCUAAUGCUUAUGACAAGUUGAAUAUAGAAAGCAGGAAUAUAUUAGGAUGGAACUGGGUGUUUCAGCUGCUAUGUCUGCUCCUCUGCUCACCCUGUAACAUUUAAUAAUGCAAGGCAUGUGAUGUGUUGCUGUUCCACUGAAAGUUUCCCAGCUACGGCUGAUCCACUUCACUGGCUGCUGCUCCAUGGGGUAGGGAAUGAGAGGAGGAAAAUUCAUAAUGCAUUAUAAAGCUACAUGGGCAGGGGGAGGAGAUGCAAGCAGCAACAACACAUCACUCAUAAAUGUGCAGCUUUUAUACAUCUCUUUUGAAGAAGAGGCCUGUUCUGAUUCAUACACCAUGCUAAGUCAUGGCAGGCCGAGGGCACAGCGGCGGAUUCACACUAUCCCAAACUCGCCGUUUAGCUCUCCCAAACAAACUAUGGGUUGUAAACCAGGAACAAACCUUAGUUGCACCUCAUGGAUAGUCCAGAGAUUGGGUGGCUCAGCAGCAAAAUGACUAGAGAGGAGUGGCAGAGAUCUCCCCAGGAAUCCACAUACUCGCGUUUACACAAAGCUGUGGUUUGGCUUAGUGUGACUUGGAAGGCAAGGCUGUGUUGCUCACUGCAACAUCUUCUAGAGAACUUGCAGCUGAAAAGGACCCAAAAUAGUAAGGUCCAAACUGGCUUCCCCACCCCAACAGAGGUUGAACCACCACCUUCUCUUGGGGCAGGAUGGGUCACAGCCUCUCUCAAAGAGGCGCUAGUCACUUCUGAAGUCCAGAUCGAAAGCUCAAUUCUGUGCAGUUUCAGAAACCAGGAAGGUCAAGGAUCUGAGGAGCAGGUAGACCUCAGCCUUCCAAGCAGCUCAGUCUGUGAUGGCAAAAAGCGUUAAUGGAAAAAUACUGUUGUUGUUUAGUUGUUUAGUCGUGUCCGACUCUUCGUGACCCCCUGGACCAGAGCACGCCAGGCCCUCCUGUCUUCCACUGCCUCCCGCAGUUUGGUCAAACUCAUGCUGGUAGCUUCGAGAACACUAUCCAGCCAUCUCGUCCUCUGUCGUCCCCUUCUCCUUGUGCCCUCCAUCUUUCCCAACAUCAGGGUCUUUUCCAGGGAGUAUUCUCUUCUCAUGAGGUGGCCAAAGUCUUGGAGCCUCAGCUUCACGAUCUGUCCUUCCAGUGAGCACUCAGGGCUGAUUUCCUUCAGAAUGGAGAGGUUUGAUCUUCUUGCAGUCCAUGGGACUCUCAAGAGUCUCCUCCAGCACCAGAAUUCAAAAGCAUCAAUUCUUCGGUGAUCAGCCUUCUUUAUGGUCCAGCUUUCACUUCACAAUGCUUUAAAUUAAAUCACUCCCCCCUCCAAAAAUGUAGUGCUGAAAUGGUUGUAUCCUUGUUCCCCUUUUUAUUCCUCCUCCUCCUACUAGAUCAUCACCUGCGCUAGGAAUCGAAUUGUUAACGAAUCUAUGACUCUCCUUUCUGCUUUUAUGAUUAACCGACUCCCCCACAUUGCCAUUAUUACCUACGCUCCCUCUUCCCUCCUCUCUCCAGGCCCCAAAGAAUCUGCUCAGACAAAGCAGCACUCUUAUUACCCCAACAACCCUUUUUUAAACAGGAAACUCCGCUUCCAUCUUCUUCCCGCUCCCUCCCUGCCCCCAGCGGCUUUCCGCAGGGUUUCAAAUGAGUCUGAAUUUAAACAUAAUAUAAGUGUCUAAUCACAACUGAAUCAUAUUCUAUGAGAACAUGUUCAAGAGAUUAAAGUAAUAAGGCUGCAAUAAAAGAGCUAUUUAGCAAGUAGUAAAAAUGCACAUCAGAUUCGCCAGGAUACAAAGUGAGAAGUGAAUUUUACUUUUCAAGACAGAAAUGUAGUCUCUGCAUCUUGUAAUCGUGUGAAUAUAUGGCCAUCUGUUCUAGUCACUUUUUAUCUGUCCGUUCAGUUCCCCUUCUUCCUUUCACCCAGACUUUGUAGGCACACAAACACACAAUGGGGGUGGGGGACUCUCUUAGCUGUCUUCCUUGCUUACCCUAGAACUCGAGGUCUGUCUGACAGCUCUAGCGAACAAGUCAGCAAAACAUUAGCAUAUUGAUUUUCCCUUCUAAGUUUGUUUGCUGAAGGACUUGUGUCAGCCACACCAUUGUCAAGCACAGAGCCUUGGGUUUUAUUGGGCUCCCCUGGGAGGGGAUGUUUCUCGUAAAGAUAUUAUCUCCAGUCCUUGAAACGACUUGCUUACAGCACCCAGCUUCUCUGUAUCUGCAGAUGAGUUGUACCUGGGGCAUCUCCAGGGCUUACAGGCUGGAUCAUCUUUUGAACUCUGCACCCACAAUGGGAGACCGGAGUUUGGGGAAAUAGUAGCAAGCUAGGUUGUAUAACGGGACGCGGGUGGCGCUGUGGGUUAAACACAGAGCCUAGGACUUUCCGAUCAGAAGGUUGGCGGUUCAAAUCCCCGCAACGGGGUGAGCUCCCGUUGUUUGGUCCCUGCUCCUGCCAACCUAGCAGUUCGAAAGCAUGUCAAAGUACAAGUAGAUAAAUAGGUACCACUCUGGCAGGAAGGUAAACGGCGUUUCCGUGUGCUGCUCUGGUUUGCCAGAAGCGGCUUAGUCAUGCUGGCCACAUGACCUGGAAGCUGUACGCCGGCUCCCUUGGCCAAUAAAGCAAGAUGAGCGCCGCAACCCCAGAGUCGGUCACGACUGGACCUAAUGGUCAGGGGUCCCUUUACCUUUACCUUUAGGUUGUAUAACUGGCCAGAUAUAAGUGCAAACAUACAAUAGCCGUAUCCCAGUUUGCCAUUUUUAAAAGCUAUACAGCCAUAAUUUGUAUCACAAAAAAUUGUGUGUGAGAAAGAGAGAGGGAGAGAGUGUGGGCAGUGAUUAAAAGGGCAAAAGGGAAAGCCAUUUUAGCCCUCCGGAAAGUAAACACUAAAUAUUUUAUGGACAUAUUUUUCCUCUCUCAGUCCUUAAGCAGGCUGGCGUUUUCUCCCUGAUUCAUUCCCGUUCGCUAUCUCCUGUGUUUAUCAUUCUAAUUUUAUUCCUAUUCUUUUCCUUGCCUCCACGCACAAUUAAAGUAGCUCUUUAUAUUAAAUGGAUUACAUGCUCGGUGCUAUAAAUAAAUGCAGGAAUUAAGAUUCUCUUAACUUGUUUAAGUGAUAAGAAAUCAGAGGCACAAAUCCCCCCCCCAGCCCCCAGCCUUCGGAAGAACAGCAGCACGUGUGUUCUAGGCUGUGAGGCUCACAUUUAUGUGCGUGUAUGCUUAAUGUUCUGCCGCGAGUGCAGGGGGAGGGCAGGAAAUGUGCGUGUGCAAUGAUAAGCCAGGGACAUGUUUUCUCUCCAUGUCAGUCUGUCUUCUGCUUAUGUUCAUAAUACAUGGCAUGUUUAUAAGGGUUGAAGGGACUUGAUGGAAUGUAGUGAAAGUUGGUGGUCACUAGGCAGCCGUGCAUCAGCUGCGCUGAAGGGAUUUAGGAACGCUUUAGCGAACAUUCAACUGACAUUCCUUUUUUUUUCAUUCCUGGUUUUAGUGAAGAAUAUGAGGCAGAUUUACCGCUGAGUGGAGAAACAGUCGCCUCUAGAUAUGGAGACCAGCACCUGGUAGGUUUGUAACUCUUCUUUUAUAAAGCGUGAUGGAAAUGGGCCAGGGCCAGGGCCAGGCUGUGGCACUUAAGUGUGUGUGUGUCUAGGGCAGUACUUUGAAGAAGGAAGCAUUGCUAGUGCACUACCAGCAACAAAUCGUACUUGAUACAUACCUAGUAAUGGUAAUAGCCAAAGCACUGGAUUUACAGUGGUGUGGACAGUUCCUCCCCACAAGUCACUGAGCUGAGGGGGUGCAAAAUAGAGAAGAUCCAUUUGGAGCAUAGCUGUCAACUGUCCCUUAUUUGGCGGGAAACUCCCUUAUCCCAGCGCCGUGUCCCGCUGCUGUCCCUUAUUGAUGAUGUCCCUUAAAUUUCCCAGGUUUCAAAGGAAGCAGCUCCUCUCCCUCCCUGCCAGCCAGGGAGGAGGGAGGCUCCAACUGUGUUGCUUGGCUGCGUUGCUCACCCAAUAAGGAGUCUAAGAAUGACUCAGGGGGUGGAGCUUGCAUGCCUUGUGCCAAUCAAAUCGGCCGCGUUGCCUGGGGACUCGCCUUUGCUCAGCGCUUCCCAGCGGAGAGGUGACGGUGGUUUUCCUUGCUGCAUCCCCUUUGCUGGGUUGCUGAGCUGUGGGAACCACCGCUUGAGGCUUUGUUUGGCUGCUGGCUGGGCUUUCUGCCUUUGGCUUGGAGGGGCUCAGAAGUUGAACAUACCUGUGCCUGGAAAAUCCCUUAUUUUGGCUGCUGAUCCCUUAUUUUUGAGGCUGCUGGUCCCUUAUUUACAAAUCUGUAAGUUGACAGCUAUGAUUUGGAGGUGCCAGUUUUUGACCUCACACAGGGUGCCCAGAAAAGGAGUGAAAGAGCUGGUGCUUUGGGGAGACACAAGCCAAAGGAUUGUACUGACAAUAGGAAGGGAGUGAGCUAGUUGAUGCAUUAGGGUUGGAGCUGUGACAGGUGAAAAGGAAGUGUGCAGCUAUGGCACCUGCACAUGGCUUCAUAAAUCAUCGUUUGUGAAGCCAUGGACAAUUGUCUGAAUGUGGCUGUUGGGUCUCCAGGGCCCAGCACCCAAUGAGAGGCAUGAAGAAAAUUGGGCAUCCCUGCAAAAUGGGAGUGAGGGAUAUGCAUGAUGUGUGCAUAAAAACCCCCACAGUUUCAGGCUGGGCUGCUUACACACCACACCUUUAAAGUGUGUGGCUUGCCCCAAAGAAUCCUGGGAACUGUGGUUUGUGAUAGCUGCUGGGAAUUGCAGCUCUGAGAGGUGUGACGGUUCUCAAGAUUCUUUGGGGGAAGCCAUGCCCUUUAAAUCUAUGGUGUGUACACAGAAACAGUUGCAGAUACUCCUGGACAAAGAGGUCGUUGGAGGUGGCGCUUAAAACAGGCUGCAUGAGAAAGCUCCAUCUUCAGGCUUAGCAAAUUAACAUGAGUUACAGUAGGGUUACCAGACGUCCCCAGUUCCCAGGGACAGUCCCUGGAUUUGCAAAUCUGUCCCCGGACAAAUUCCAUCCCCGGAAUGUCCCCAGAUUUGCAAAUCUGUCCCUGCAAAAUGUGGCAGCAGCAGCCUCAGCAGCCCGGAGCCAGCCUGUUAGCGCUGCUCGGUGCCAUGGCGCCCGCCAUUUUUCCUGUGCCACGGCAGCGAGCAUCUCCUGAAGCCAGCCAGAGCCAACUGCACUACCAGGCUGGCCCCUCCUGGGCAACAGCCGCCCGCCCGUGACUCCCGAGCCUCCCCUGAUCUGUGAAAACAAAGGGGGAAGGAGAUCAGGGAAGGCUCGGGUGUCACGGGCAGGUGGCGUGCCAUUGCCCAGUUUUUUAAAAACUGUGCAUUUAUGUUUCACAGGGUGUGAAAGAAGGGCUUUGCACCUUUAUACAAUAUGCAUGUGUGCUUGGGUCCAGGGUCGUUUGCCUCACCAUCCCCACUACUGACUCCCUGUUGCUACUCAGCUUCAAAAAAAAAAAAAAGUGUCCCCGGAUUCAUUGAAAAAAAUCUGGUAACCAAGGGUUACAGUCUGUUAGUUAUCCCAUGCAAGUCCCAUUAAAUGAACAGGAGCUGGCAGGAGCGCUGUUGGACACUUGCACAGAUCAUUGGCUUCAGCUGGGCUUUUGCAAAAGUUCAAAGCUGACUGCGAUCUCCACCUGCCACACUUCAUGGGAACCAAAACCCCAGGGCCUGACAACACAGCCAGCGAGCCCCACAGACAGGGAGUCUCCAGCUUAGCGACGUGCAUCUCUCUUUCUCCCCUUCCGCAGCGUGAUGCUCCCUCUGGUCUCCUGCUUCCACCUGCUGCAGCUCUGGCCUUUCUUACUUCUCGCCACAGCACUUCCAUCCCACAGCGCCUGGUCUCUGCGCACCCGGGGCCUUCUGGCGGCGCGGCCCCUCUGCAGCCACCGCGGCCCUUCCUCCCCUCGGUCCGUUUGCAUCUGGGACAAGAACCCCGCCCCGGAGAAAGGGUCCCGCUCUACCUCACAGCGCCAUCGGUCUGUGGUUCCCAAAGGGGCUGGGCUGCGCAGCUCAGUGCGCCUGAGGCGCCAGGCUCAGGGAGCCCGGCCUGCCACUCCGUCUGGCUUCGAGGAUGGCCUGUCUUCCUCCCAGUACCCCUGGGCCAUCGUCUGGGGCCCCACAAUAUCCGUUGAGGAUGGAGGCGACGCCAACUCUGCCAACCCUGGCUUCCCACCUCUGGGUUACACCUUCGUUUCGUCAAGCGGAAUGGCAACAGCGCAACCCAACUCCCACUCCCUGCUACACAACGAAGGGCUCAACCUGCGCCAAACCCCAGCCACCCUACGGCCCUUCCUUUUCGGGCCACGGGGAGAAGGUAACACUCAACGUCUCUCGAUUCCUUCUGGUGUUGCCAACUUUUUUUUCCCUUUUCCCAUUAUUAUUUAGAGUUUAUUGAUUUCUUUUUUCCAGUGGACCAAUAAAGAGAAAGUAAUGAGAAAAUAAAGAAAAGGGUGUUCAAAACUGUAAUACAGUGGGUUUCCAGCUGUUUUGGGACUACAGUUUCCAUCAUCUCUGACCACUGGUCCUUCUAGCGAGGGAUGAUGGGAGUUGUAGUUCAAAUGCAGUGGGAAACCCAAGUUUGGGGACCUCUGCUGUAAUGCAAUGCAAUGUAGAGCUAUAUAAGUAACGCUGUUAUUCCAACAAGUAUACAAUUAGUAACAAGUUGGUCUAAUUUUUAUCAAUGCAUUCCAAGUACCAUUAUAUUUAUCCAUGCGCAAUCUGCGUCUAAAAGCGAUCCAUUCAUGUGUUGCAAGAGUUGUCAUAUCUUCUAUCCAUUGAUCAAAGGGGGGCAUAGUAUUAUCUUUCCUGUUUUUGGAUUUGAUAUCCCGCUUUAUCACUACCCGAAGGAGUCUCAAAGCGGCUAACAAUCUCCUUUCGCUUCCUCUCCCACAACAAACACUCUGUGAGGUGAGUGGGGCUGAGAGACUUCAAAGAAGUGUGACUGGCCCAAGGUCACCCAGCAGCUGCAUGUGGAGGAGCGGGGAAGCAAACCCGGUUCCCCAGAUUACGAGUCUAUCGCUCUUAACCAUUGCGCCACACUGGCUCUAUUGAUAUUGAUUCCUGUGAAUCAAUAUCAGUCUUUUGGCAGCAGUAAUGGUGUGAAGCAUCCAUCUGCAUUGACCAGCCGUCAAACCCCAUAUCAUUGGUAUGUGGUUUAGCGUAAUAUUAUCAUCUGACAGUUUUAACCCCCCGCCCUAAGUAGAAUACAGGGACGCGGGUGGCACUGUGGGUUAAACCACAGAGCCUAGGACUUGCCGAUCAGAUGGUCGGCGGUUCGAAUCCCCGUGACGGGGUGAGUUCCUGUUGCUCGGUCCCUGCUCCUGCCCACCUAGCAGUUUGAAAGCACAUCAAAGUGCAAUUAGAUAAAUAGCUACCACUCCAGCGGGAAGGUAAACGGCGUUUCCGUGCGCUGCUCUAGUUCGCCAGAAGAGGCUUAGUCAUACUGGCCACAUGACCCGAAAGCUGUACGCUGGCUCCCUCAGCCAAUAAAGCGAGAUGAGUGCCGCAACCCCAGAGUCGGUCACGACUGGACCUAAUGGUCAGGGGUCCCUUUAACUUUAAGUAGAAUACAUUUUAAAACUUUUCUCCAAAAGCUUGUAAGCAUCGGACACCGCAAAAACAUUUGUUUCAAAGAACCAUUUUCCUUAUUAUAUCUCCAGCAACAUGUUGCCAACUUUUUCCCCUGACCGGGCUCCUGUGUACCUUUAAUCGCUUGAGUGGCAAGCUGGAAUCCUACAGGUGAAGCUUUUCUCAAUGCUGCAGCUGUGAGCUCCACCUGCAAGAGUGCUACUUUAAAAAAGCACACAGGAGGGCAGCCAGGAAAAAAGUGAAAAUCUCAGGGGUGGUGUGGUGGCAUGGACUGCCCUGUCCCCGCAAAAUGGUCAGGAGCUGCAUACCUUACUUACUGACACUUCCCGUCUCUGUCUGUUCCAGGUGUGGACCCUCAGCUGUAUGUCACCAUUACGAUCUCUGUCAUUAUUGUCCUUGUUGCUAUGGGGAUAAUACUCAAAUUCUGGUGAGUAGAUUUUAGGUAGCUGCAAAGGUUAAUGCCAUAGGAUCGCAACUCACAGGAGGUGAGGAGAGGCACCAGGGAUAUGUUGUAAUUGAGGACAACACAUCCAAAUGGCUUAAUAUUGAAUGGAAAGCCAAUGUUGGUGUUCUUGGAGAUUCUCUACUCUCCAAACAUUAGUUUGGGAGCUGGGAAUAUAUUUUUUUGCACAAACUGACCCUUUUACAAGUGGUCAAGCUCCAUAAAUAAAGUAAACACCAUCUAGUAUUCCUACGUUAGUCAGCAUCUUAAAAAGCAGAGACAUCACCUUGCCGACAAAGGUCCGUAUAGUUAAAGCUCUGGUUUUCCCAGUAGUGAUGUAUGGAAGUGAGAGCUGGACCAUAAAGAAGGCUGAUCGCCAAAGAAUUGAUGCUUUUGAAUUCUGGUGCUGGGGGAGACUCUUGAGAGUCCCACGGACUGCAAGAAGAUCAGACCGAUCCAUUCUGAAGGAAAUCAGCCCUGAGUGCUCACUGGAAGGACAGAUCCCGAAGCUGAGGCUCCAAUACUUUAGCCACCUCAUGAGAAAAGAAGACUCCCUGGAAAAGACCCUGAUGUUGGGAAAGAUGGAGGGCACAAGGAGAAGAGGACAACAGAGGACGAGAUGGUGGGACAGUGUUCUCGAAGCUGCUAAAAUGUGUUUAACCAAACUAUGGGAGGCAUAGGAAGACAGGAGUGACUGGCGUGCUCUGGUCCAGGGGGUCACGAAGAGGCGGACACGACUAAACAACAACAACAAUGUUAGUCAGUACAUACAUCCCUAAUAUAGAUCUGCAAAAAAAAUAUGCUGGUUUAUGUAUUUAUUUACAAAACUGAAAGACAGCUGCUAAAGUAUGUAAUUUAAUUACUUCUCUCAGUUUGUUUAUGACAUUUUAAAAACGUUGUUCUUUCCCUUGCCUGUGUUGUACCUUGGUACAACAUAAAGGCCGCAUAAAACUCCACAUAAAGGCCACAACUAGCCAUCACUACCCUAAUGAACAGAAGCAACUCUUGAUGAUUCUUCUAAUAUCCAAUUCUGUGAGGUGCAGAAGAAGAUAUACACUUGGCAACUUUUUAAGCAACUGACAUUUUCAGUUUCACAUUAACUCCUUUAGGUUUUGUACAGCACCAAUUUGGAUGUUGGGAUUUGUGUACUGGGAGCGAAUUAUAUCAGAUUUUGCUUUAAAUACCAUGUAGUUCGAACAUUUUAUAACUGCAUUAAAACGCACACACAUCAUUAUAGAGUUAUAUGUUAAGUUAAGGAAUUGGUAUGUUAUAUUUGAACAUUUUAAUUGACUUGUUUUUCAGUUGGCAUUUCUUUUAAGUUAGGCAUUUUUCUUACUACUUUGUGCAUAGCUGAGGCUGCGCCGUUAUACUUUUGUAACAUGCUACUUAAGAAUGCAGACUGGUGUAACAUUAGUAGGGCUGUGCGACCAUUUAGAAAGCAUGCUCUCCACAUGCACUACAAACUUGCUUUUGGGUAAAUUAAUCCUGUCAGUUUGCUUCAAAAGCCAGCUAUAGGCACUGCUGAUUGGCUAGUGACGGUGAAGUCACCACAAUAACUCCUCUCUCCUAUCCCUGAGGAAGUUUUGCAACUAUUUUAAAAAUGCUAAGAUGAAGGGUGAAUAGAGACACAGUUAAACACACAUGUGGUGUUUUUACAAACAUAUAGGGCAGGCAGUUCACUUGGAAAAUGUAUGGUGGAAAGACUAGAGUGCUGACUGAACCAGCUUGAUAGAUUGCCUAUCUGUCAUGUGAAUGUUGAAGUUGAGAGGAAAUUGGGCAUAUUCUUCAAAUGAAGAACCCACUGUAUCAUCACUUUUAUUACCACCUCUGUCCUCCCAAACCACCAAAUCAAGUUGUAGAUGGCUUGGUUUACUCCCCUGUCAUAUUUCAAGUUCCAUUGAAGGGAUUAUUUCUCUGACAGGUAUUGAUCUUGAAAAUUUCAUUCCCCCCCCCCCCCCCCAGUUUCUUAUAAAAGCAGAACACAGCUCUUUGAAGUGCCGGUACCCACAUCUGUACUUAAUACCUUUUAAAAGCUAUUCUUCUGAAUUGCCAUCUUUAUUUGUCUAGAACUCACAAACAAAAGAAAAGAUCUUCUUUUCAUACUUGAAUUUUAGUUCCAAGCUGAAGAUCACCUUCACUGCAGACCUGAGGAGGAGGAAGCAAACUGCAUCUAAAAAGCAGUAGGCUUGGGCUGGUUGGCCAUCAUUUUUGAGCAAAAACCAGCAUCCUUUGGAUAUGAUUUGAUAAUUGCAUCCUGUUUUUCUCACAACAAUGCUGAUCUCAAAACAGCUCACAACAAUAACAUUAGCAUAAAGAAUGAGUAAGCGUUUCAAUCAGUGCAAUCAUAUCCAAACACAAAGCAAAAAACCCCCACAAAUAAAUUCAUCAAACAAUUAAUACAAUUCAGUACAAACUCAAAGUGAUUCAAAAUAUCAGGAAUGGCUGCUGAGCCCCAGCUGUUUACUGUCGAAUCAGAUCAGACGUCAAUCUGGCUUUCUGUGGGUUGACAUUUGUUCUGAUUCAGCAGUAAACAGUGGGUUUUCCUGGGGAAAGCGGUGGGACGAAAGAAAAACCUCGCAGACCUGUGCCUAGAAAUCGUGGGACAAGUCCCAAAUCAGAUCCUUUUUGAAAGUAGAGUGGUUGUGCUAGGAUGGCAGAGCCCAUUAAUCCAUUGCACAAGACCUAAAGAUCUGUUAUGCACUUAAAGCACUCCUGCAAAAUAGUAACUCAAAAACAAAGCAAUUCAUUAGUAAGACAAAGCUCUCCCUGACAGCCAAGUUUUAAUUAAACAAAUAAUUUGCGAAAAGAUAAAGGUGUUCCAAAGGGAGCUUCGCUGGACAAGGAACUGUCGCAGCUGCCCUUGUUCAAGUCCUUGUUGAUGUUGCCUCUGGAAAGGUUGCGACCCAGAGAGGAACCCUACUGGCAUUGGGAGAAAUAUAUGGGGAAAGGCCCAAUAGGCACACAUGGCUUUCACCCCACCUUCAGUACUAUCAUUAUCCAAAGUGGUGGAAAGCUUGAGCAGAGAACUAAUGGUCCACUCCAACUUGGAGUCCGUAUUCUAUGUCAGCUGUACAAGUGGACAUUUCACAUUCCCAUUGUACUUCGGGUGGACUGUAUAUUCCUUACAGUCGGAGGAAAGGUAUUUGGGUCCAGGAAAACAAAUUAAGGCAUGGAUGCACAAUCCUCUGGUUAGGUCGCACCUUUCCUGAUGGUAACAGCCUUCUCUCUCCCCACUACCCCCUGGCUUUCUGUAGCUGGGACAGGAACCAGAAGCGACGUCACCACUCCAGCCAGCAAAGCGGACUGCAGCAGGAAGGUAGCCAUCAGCCCUUAACGGACCUAUCUCCCUCUGCGGUCAGCAUCCUGGGGCCCUUCAGCGACUCGCCGGCCCCUACACCAGACAUGAUGGAAACUGGACAGGUUCUGGAAGGCAUGGAGAAGCUAGAGGGACUAGGGAAGACCAGUGCCUUCCAGCUCAACAGGUAACUCACGCAAAUUGCAAGUAUCAAUCAAUCGAUUUAUUGUAGAUAGCCAAAGGCCUUUGCUAUGAACAGCAAAGAGCAAAAGCAAGGCAAUACUCUGGAAAGCAAGAAACAACUCCCAGCAGUGCUUGAUUUAUAGCAUGGAACACAACUACUUUAUAAUAUGAUCCUGGGACAUCCAGGAAGUAUUAAUAAAUGCAGCUACAUAAGAACAUGAAUCAUUCUCAAAAUAUAAUUAUAAACAAGUUUCCUCCAGCACUCUGUCAGAACAGCGGUGGUGGAUCACAAUUGGGAUAGUCCUCAGUAUCACUCAAUGCUCUUGCUCUCAUUUUGAAAAGUUAUCUAUCAGUACUCUGCAAAUUUAAAAAAGCAUUUUGAUAUGUUACGAUGAUACUGUACUAUACUAUACUUUACAGUGGUACCUCUGGUUGCGAAUGGGAUCCGUUCGCAACCUGAAAGGAACGCAACCUGCGUCUGCGCAUGCGCGGAUCGCGAUUCGCUGCUUCUGUGCAUGUGUGUGAUGUCAUUUUGCGUGUCUGCGCAUGUGCAAGCGGCGAAACCCGGAAGUAACCCUUUCCGGUACUUCUGGGUCGCCGCAGGACAUAACCUGAAAAAACAUAAGCUGAAGCAAACGUAACAAGAGGUAUGACUGUACUGUACUGUACUGAAAUGUUUAAAUGUUUCUUUGUCCUUGAAUCUUCCUGUCACAUUUGCCACCCUCCCUUGCUACCUCCUUUGAGAACCACUGCACUACAGGGUCAUAAUAGCCUGACCUAAGGGGAGGGGCAUGUCACAAAAGCAAUACAGUGACCACCAUUCUGGCAGAUCACAUACAAGCUUUAAGAAGUGGGUCCCCAUAUGCAUGCUUGGUUUGAAGGUGGGUCCUGGAUCUGAGAAGAUAGGACAGUACUGAUGCAGUGCAAGUAUAAUGCUGGGAAAGCAGAUCCGCUUUCAGCUGAAGCACAUGUUCUGAAGAUGACUCACUCUCAGCUGUACGUACCCAGUGUGCAACAGCUGCAGCACAAAAAGUGCAGAGCUGUAAGCGUUGGCCUGUUUUAAUCAAUGGAUUUAUCAACCAGAUCUGCAAUUCUGCGUGCAGUUGGCUUCAGUGAGAUUGUAGCAGCCUAACUGUUCGCAGGGAUGCAACCCAAAGCUGUGGUUGAUUGAUCAAAUUUCAGUUGCUGGGACCAUGAGCUACGCAUUUCUUAUAGUAGGUAUGUUGCAUCUGGUAUGCUGCUCUAAAGAAAAACAAAAAACUACAGUGGUACCUCGGGUUACAUACGCUUCAGGUUACAUACGCUUCAGGUUACAGACUCUGCUAACCCAGAAAUAGUGCUUCAGGUUAAGAACUUUGCUUCAGGAUAAGAACAGAAAUCGUUCUCUGACUGUUAAGUUGUGGGUGAACAUAUCAGACGACACAGCGAUUCUUCAAACAGCUCUUGUUUAUUCACAGGCCAGGACAGAACUCAACUGAAGGGUUCAGUCAGCCUGCUUAUAUAGAGCUCCAGUACAAUGUAACUGUAACAAUUUUCUAAAACUAUCCAAUCACUGAACGUCACUUUCGAUCCCUUAUUUGCAUAACUAUCUACAGUAUCCCCCUGCUGGCCCAGGGUGAGAACUUCAGUACAUAACACCGGCGGCGCGGCGGCAGCAGGAGGCCCUAUUAGCUAAAGUGGUGCUUCAGGUUAAGAACAGUUUCAGGUUAAGAACGGAGCUCUGGAACGAAUUAAGUUCUUAACCCGAGGUACCACUGUAUUUAAUUGGACUUGUCUUCUGACAACAAACCAAUGAGUUUAUUUCAUUUUAAGUGCUGACACUGGUAUCUCAAAAAGGCAUCUCUUUUUGCCCUCUUUGGGUUUGCCCUGUUUACCCCACAUUUAAUGUAAUCCCAUGGCAAGGGAGAGGGGAGGUAGUGGCAAGGCCCCCACUGCCCUGUGGAAAGGGGAAACAAUUGUAGCACAGAUCUAUCUCUUUAUGCAUGAAAUCUUCCUCCAUAAUAGUUCCACAUCAUGGCCAGAGCCUAGGUCUGGUAGAGAGGAUUUUCCCUGCAACCUGUUGUGCAAGGGUGAGGUCAGCUGCUAUGGUCCUGUAAUGAGUAUGGGUUGCUCGUGCGUAAGUUGCCGCCUCUCCUGGCUUUGUUGCCUUGUUAAACCUUUCAGUCUGGGCAGCCCUUCACUUCGUGGCUGCCUCAGUCGCUAGCAGAAUCCGUCAGUGGGCGUUUCUUAAAUCUUUUCCAACAUAAAAGUUGUUUGACACCCAGUCUCCUCCUACUCUCUCUGCGCGGAAGUCUUCUGCGCAGGGAGGGCGUGGGUAGCGGAGGACUCGUGCUCUCCCCGCUGGUGUCCGGUGAAGAGUCCUGGAGCCCUCUCGCCGAUUCCCCAUCUGCCCCCCUUUAUCCCUGGUGUUGCGCUGAUUUGCUUCCCCAUCUGCGGAGCUGCCUCUCUCCCUGCUGGGCCCUUCUCCAGCAUCAUUUGAGAGCCUUCCCUCCGCCUCUAGCUCCGAUGUCAGUUCCCUGACAGGUCCCAUUCGCCCAAUCUGCAUUAGUGCAAGCACAGGGUUUUUUUUGGGGGGUGUGAUGGUGGUGGAGGAGAGGAUGCCCAAAUAGGGGCUACUGAAGUUUUUUUAUGAUGUUCAAAUCUAUUCAUAUCUAAUCAAUUAAAGGGUGGAACCUUAAUGAACUACAGCCACAAGUUCUCCUAAAAUUACCUUGAUAUGGUGAAGAGAUCAGGAGCUACUCUCUACGACAGGGAUUCCAAAGGGUGUGGGCUGGAGAGGAUGGCAAGUGUGGUGGGAUGGUUCAAAGACAAUCAAAGAAACAUUUAAACAUUUCAGUGUAGUAUAGUAUCAAAGUAUUUUCAUAAACGAGAUUACCCGGCAACUGCAAGCUCAUACCUCUCAUCGAGUUUGUAGGCAUACUUAAGGUAAAUAUGCAUGAAGCUUGUUCAUAUUUUGGGAAUGAUUUGUGUUCUUAUGUAGCUGCAUUGCUUUAUAUUUUCCGGAUGCCCCAUGAUGUCAGGCUUUAGGGAAUCAGACCCCCCCCCCUGGAGCAGUAAUUAAGAAGAUCAAACGAAAGGCGCGUUCUUACCAGAUAAGUUAUUUAAUAAGCACAGCGAGAGACAAAAGGAAUGCAUAUCUCUCUAAAAAUGCCGUUGCUCCCAGUUAAGGUUUACCCCCUCCGUCCCCAUUAAUCUACGUCACUCCUAUGUCGGGUAAUCUGAUCUUGUUUCCCUGCGCUUUCUGUUCUAUCACCCUAAGUGCCCGUCUAGUCCUAGGCAAAGGGGGGUGGUCUUCUAGCUGUUCCUCACCCAGUAUUUCCCAGCGUUCCCCCUCUGGACUAUGCCCCUCUGCAAACCACUGUUCUAAAUCAAUACUAUCCUCCUGCCUUUGGGAAGGUUCAGGAAAGGGGGGGGCAUGUGACUCCCACCAUUCCUCCUCAGUCCUGAUGCAUGAUCAUAUUAUAAAGUAGUUGUGCUCUGUGUUACAAACAAAGCACUGCUAGGAGUCGUUUCUUUUUGUUUUCCCACGUAAAAAAAAUUCAGUGUGGUGCCAGCAAAUUUUUAUUCUCAACGUGGCCCAGGAAAAGAAGAAGUUUGAGAACCUCUGCUGUAGUACAAAGGGUCUGGGGGAGACUUAGAAGUGCACCCUAUGACAAAAGAACAAGAGACCAGAUGAAACAGCUUUUGUCCUUACCUCUGAACACAGGGAGCAUUGUUCAUCACUCUUACUCUUACUCUUUCUCUCUCUUUCUCUUCCCCUUUCUCUCUCCUUCCGCCCUUGUUUCCUGCUCAGGAUCCCCCUGGUGAACCUGUGAUUGCCCUGGAAGCAGCAGGCCCGGCUCCUUCGUUGCGAGACCAAACACUGAGUCCCAUAGAACUGGCAGCCCUCCCUUUUAGUUCCAUCCGCCUGCGACUAUGGUACUGCUACUCCUCACGCAGCAGCAGAAGUAUUGUAGAUCCCUUUGUGCCCUGACGUUCCGUCAUCAUUGCAGACCCAGCCCAAACCAAGGUUUUCGCUCAGGAGGAGCUGGGCUCCGUGGUGGGUCCUCAUGGCAGAGAUGAUGACUGGGGUGGUCUGAUGUGAGCAGAGGGGUGAGCAGGAAGGCCUAGAAGGCAAGAGCUAUUAGCACCUUCAUGGUAACGUUUCAAAGAUGUACCCCCGGCAUAAACAUUCAUACACAAACAUGUAUUUAUUUAUGUUUAAGUAAGCAUGCUUGAUAAUGGGGUGCAGAAGCAGGAUUUCCUAUUCGGUGUCUCCCCAUCUUUCCUCCUUUUCCUCAUCAUGCGGUUUUGAAGCAUCUUCCAAAGAGCCAAAUCUCACAUCACAUUCUCCUGGGCAAUGAAUACCUUUCUGUAUCGUGGGGAUGGGCAUAUAUGGAGGGGAAGUGGGAUGCAGGAAAAUCAGACACUCAGCAUUGGUAUUAAAUGGACACGAUUCCCUCAUCUGUCAUCUAAUCUUCUUUGGCUGCUUUCGCACCCACCCUCUUCUGUGGAAUUGCCAUCCUUUGCUUACUUACUUUUUAUGGUGCAUCCAGACAACGCCAUUGUCAUCCUAUUGCAUUCCAGUUUUUUCUGUGUUGGCUUCUCAUCUUUUUUUUCAGACCUGAUUUGUUGCAGUUGUGGAAGAGGAGUAGCAAUAAAGAUUGCAACAUGCGCCUGUCUACUAGGGACACACAAAGCACGAUUGGAGCUUUUUGAGGCUCCUGUGCCUUUAAUUAAAUGCUUCCUGGCUUGCAGUUGCAGUCCAUUUUAUUGCUUUCUGAUGAUCAUGGUACAGGAUAAUCAUGAAAAAAAUUGUCUAUUGCCUUUCAACCUCAUAAUUGCCCUCAUGUCAACUUCUGUUCCACUUGGGGAGGGGGAGAGGUUUAAAUUACUUUCCCCCCUUUCUUAUUUAAAAGCAAACCAGCAUUAUUUUGCUGUAAAGGUGCCAAAAUGAGAGGAAAUAAGUAGUUAUAGCCUCCAUCCUCCCACAGGAGCAGAAAAUUACAGUUGGAACAUGCAAUUAAGAGGGGCUGCUGAAAGGACAGUUAUUAAGCUAUUCACUGUAAUCCCUUUCCAUUGCUCACCAAAAAACAAUAAAUGGGAAGAAUCUUCAAGAAGGAAUAUUUUAAUUAACAUUGCUGAAAGCCUUUAUAGAACUAGACUUACCAGUUCAUAAUCAUUAUGAGAUUCUUGGUCAUGGGGGAAGGCACUGCUGGAUAGCAUAGAGCUAUUAUCAUGUGCAAGCAUGGAACUUCUGUUUUAAUUCCAGUUCCAGCUAAUUGCAGAAAAGGAGUGCCUCAGGCAUGCUGGUGGACUGUAGUGUCAAAGCAACACAUUCUGUAUUUUUGUCUCACUCCCUGCAUCUCCAGAUACACCAUACUCCCUCACUCCAGCGACUGUGACAGCGUUGCAACUCUCCCUCUUUUUCAGACUCCAUUCUCUUCCCCUGUCUUCCGUAGCAUAAUUUUUGGCCCUGUUCCAUGAAUUGCUUCCUGUCCAAGUUAUUUUUGGCUAAGCUUGGUUCAGUCUCAGUUCAAAUGUGUGUGUUCCCCCCCCCCACACCCCAUAAAAGUAAUUUACUAAGCUUUUUUAUUUUUAAAUUAAAAGUAUGCAUAUAAGUUAAUGGCUGGCAGAUGGCUUUUUGCUCAGCUAAGGAAUAGUAGACCCUGGAGUUUAUAUAAGAAGUAGUACUAGGUGCUCAGCUCCUCCUGAUAGCUAACUGGAGGGCACUGCCUAGUAGAACAGCUGCAGUCCUCACUCUUUGAGCAGAUGUCCUCGUAGCACAGUGAAUAAAGAUUUAAUACCUAUCUAACAAGGUUCAUUGGCAAAGCCCCAUAUUGGCCAGGGAUGCCAACUAAUCAGGUUUUGUGGUGGGGAACCUUACUCUGCCCUUAUACCUUUAUUAACAAUUGCUUCUGCAGAAAUCAGCAGAGUAAGCUUUCUGUGGCAUGGAGAUAAACAUCGCCUGCUAUUUCCAUCAAGAUGCUGUUUUAAGUUGGCAGGCUGCAUAGCACCUAAUAAUUGCACUGAAGUUAAAGGGGACUAAAUCAUUUAAAUUUGGGUCAUGCCCCGGCUUGAGGAGACCAUUCUCGCGCAGCAGAAAUAGCAGCGUAAGGUGCAGCCCAAUGCAUUCUAGUGUCUGAACUGUGCAAAGUCAAAUGUAGCCCCUCCUUAACGUAUUCAAGUUACAAGAAAGGAGAUUCCAACUAAACACCAGGAAGAACUUUAUGACAGUAAGAUCUGCUCAGCAGUGGAACAGACUCCCACGGGAGGUGGUCGACUCUUCUUCCUUGCAGGAUUUUAAGCAGGGAUUGUAUGGCCAUCUGUCAUGUAUGAUCGAGUUAAGAUCCCUGCACUGCAGAAGGGGUUGGGCUAGAUGACCCUCGAGGCCCCUUCCAGCUCUACAGUUCUAUAGUUCCAUAGCUUCUCUCCUACAACAAGCAUAUUUCAAAAUAAUGGAGUCUGUGCAACAACACAGCCGUCCUCAUAUUAGGUCAUCCACCUGCGUGACCAUGUGAAAGCUCUGGCUUUCUUCACGUUUAUAUCAUCUGCACUUAACAGACCAUUUAGACACAAUCAUUUCUAGGGGAGAUUAAAUUGACGUGGCGCUUACUGCCCAUGGUCCAGUUCAUUUCCUCCAACCCACCAGCGUCUUUGGUCCAACUGCUUUUGCAGUGCAAGAGCCUGCAAAACCUAAGCACAGAAAUCAGCGUAAUCUCCAGAUUUGGAAGGACCCUUUGCCAGGGAGAUCCCUCCCUGAAAAGCCCCAGCUCCUUUUCAUUGCUGCUGCUGCACAUUCGCUCACCAUGUUCCUCCUGGCUCAAUGUGCCCCGUGGCUCACAGAGAAAGGGCAAGGUCAGCAGAAGCUCCUUCUCCUUCUCCUUCUCCUUCUCCUUCUCCUUCUCCUUCUCCUUCUCCUUCUCCUUCUCCUUGCCCUUGUCCCUGCUCAGUCACUCAGAGAACCCAGGUGAACAGGCAAUGAAAGCCACUUGAGAUGCCCAAUGAUGCCAACCCUUGACGCCAGCCCUGAGAGAGGAAAGAGUGGGACAGUUCUGCACACCAUCAUCAAGGGUGCCGUCAACUCUAGAAGGGAGGGAACUAUCUACAGCCUCAUAGAGCCCUUGGAUUCUUACAUGGUGAUAUUUUAAUUUCUGUAAAGAGCCAAAGCCCUUCAACACGACCAUCCUUUCAGUGACAGCGCUGCUUGCAUUUAACACCCACCUUAAAUAGGUGGGCAAGAUGCUAAGCACAUUAGAGGUUUCUGAAGGGGGUGGUUGUACGAUGAAUGCAGAGCCCAUCCCUGCAGCGCAUGGCCAAAGUUAUUUGUUCUGCACUAUCCCCAAGGAGCCCACAUCGUGGGCAGGGGAGACACACAAUCAGCAUGGGAUGAAUGCUUGCUGUGCAGUCUGCGUGACCUAGGGAACCUGCAGAAUAAAAGCUGCUUGGCUUGAUUAUAUUUUAUUUUAUUUUUCAAGGAAAUGCUUCUGGGCUAAACAGGUGCAGCGUGCAUGCCCCUGUAAGGCGUAGGAGAACUCUCUGGAUCACAGUUACUGUUUUGCCAGGGCUGCCAGUGUGGGUGCCACGAUUCUAUGCAAGUGUGGGAAAAGCAUGGAAUGUGAUGCCAGGUGCAGAAUUCAGCUCCCUGAGAACCCCAGCCUUCAUUUCAAAUAAGAAGCUCGCCCUCUAUGACUAUGCAGAUAUGCCUGAAAAAUAUGCGGGUAGCCCUGUAGGAAAAAGUUAACAUUUCUGCAGUCAGGCAUUCCAGUCUUUACAGCAGCCUUAGUGAUUGCACAAAUUGAGCAGAUGUGCAUAAUUCUCCCAUUUUCCUUUUUACUGUUUUUACACCAUUCAUUCCAGUUUCGGUAGCCACGAAGAUGCGGGGCGCUAGUCAUAUAUGCAAGACAUAGAAGGGCCCCCCCCCAUUUCCCCAGUUCCUGGAAACAUCAUCCCACUACCCCUUUUUGCUUCUGAGAUUUCAGCAGCUUAACAUAUUUUAAAAACAAAAGUUGAGGUUCUCAGCAAGCUGAAGUCAUACAAGGUCUCAUGUGAUGGUGUGGCUGUGCCGUAGGAUGGGUCUUCUGCAUUCUGCCACAUUAUGGCCCAGGACAACGCAAGGAUUUGGUGGAAGGGCAUUCAGAUAUAUAUAAUAAUGAUUUAUUGUUUGUACCCUGCCCAUCUGGCUGGGUUUCCCCAGCUUCCAGAAGCUUCCAACAAAGACUAAAAAUUCAUCAAAAUGUCGCACAUUAAAAACUUCCCUGACAGCCUUCAGAUGUCUUCUAAAUGUCAGGUAGUUGUUUAUCUCUUUGACAUCUGAUGGGAGGGCGUUCCACAGGGUGGGCUCCCUCUCCUCAUCCAGGAAGCUUCCCCCAUUCUCUCCAGCUGAGUUGAAGUCCUGAAAGACCAUCUCCCUUGGUGGUUUCUGGGUUGCGUGUGCCUCUCAAGUCUAUCCAAUAUUACAGCCCUGCUUAAUACCAUUUCCUGCUAACUAUGCUCUUUCUUUUCCCAUUUUUCUUUUUCUGUGUCCUUAUACUUUCCUCCCUGUUUGAUUGCAGGCUGUCUUUUUAUUUCAACAUUCCCCCCCCCCUUUUGUAUACAUACGGGACCCAAAGCAAAACCUUAAGAGUUACCCAGUCCCCCUUGGAACCAAAGGAGCAAACGAAUCGCAACUAACUUAAAACCCCUUGAUUUUCAGUUAUUUGUGUAUGCAUUUAUUUGGUCAAUUUAUAUGCCUCCUUUCAAAAUAAGGGCCUCUUCAGAGGUCCUUUUCGCUGUGCAUCUGUGAUGAUUUGUGCUCAGGAUCGUAUUGGGACAGUUAUACACAACCCAGCCUUCAAUACUGUUUAUGCCUACAAAGGUUGUGGGGCAAACAUACCCAACUGGUCUAUGUUUCUCAACUUCCAGCUGAAAUCCUGUAACUCUUUUAUACCACGAAUGCUUACUUUUUUUGUCCCACUGCUGUGGCACUAUAGUGCAAGAGCGCCCCUCCGGACAGCAAUACUGGGAAUAAUAUUACUGGCGAAGCAUCGCAGAAUAACUAAUAAAGCGGGAUCACGUGUGGGUGGUUCCGUAUAAAUCCACCACUAGCACACUAUUCUUACAUCAAUGACAGGUUGCAGAAUCCACCUGCUGAAAAGUGGUCUGGAGGGGCCAUAGGAAUUUUCAAGGGGACUCUCAGCAAUUAAAAAAACACACAGUAAAAAUCUGUUUCAUUUGGACUCAGUCACAACAACUCCUGUCCAACCCCAGUCAGAACAAAGAGUCGAUUCUUUCAGCUAUCGCAGCCUUAAGUGAGCCAAUUACCGUAUUUUUUGCUCUAUAAGACGCAGCAGACCACAAGACGCACCUAGUUUUUGGAGGAGGAAAACAAGAAAAAAAAUAUUCUGAAUCUCAGAAGUCAGAACAGCAAGAGGGAUCGCUGCGCAGUGAAAGCAGCAAUCCCUCUUGCUGUUCUGGCUUCUGGGAUAGCUGCACAGCCUGUAUUCGCUCCAUAAGACGCACACACAUUUCCCCUUACUUUUUAGGAGGGGAAAGGUGAGUCUUAUAAAGCAAAAAAUAGGGUAUAGGAAAAGAAAGGUGGAGGGGUUGGGGGUGGGGAGAGAAAAGGUGCUGGAAAGAGAUUUGAGAUGCAGGCAAAGGCAGGGAGGGCAAGGCCAGCGGGGCGUUUGGGAGACAGCGGAGGUGCCUGGCCCUUGCCUGUACUAGGUGGGCAUCUCUGCUAUCCUUGCUUUUAUUCUGCUUGGCUACCACCUCCCCCUCUUAGCUUCCUCCAAUCACAGCUCCUGCCCACUCUGGGCGACUUGGCUAACCCAUGACAAAUUUCCUGCACAAAUGUCACUUCCAUGUAGGAAACGGAUGCUUGCUCCUGUAGUGAUCGUGAGCAGUCAAAUAUAGAGUAGCAGCCAGAGGCAAGAGGUUCAGCAGUGGGGCUGAACGGGGCAUGGAGUUUUGCCAUAAUAAUAAGCAUUAAUAAAUAAAUAAAAUCAAUGUCGCAAUUUCCUCUGUAGUAUGGAAAUAGCACUAUAACGCUGUAAUAUAAAUAGAUUAUUUUUUUGCGUACAAUUGUCUGUUUCUUGGCAGAUUGGGUCAUGGCCAAAGAUGCUCUGGGGAGUCUUCUGAAUAGGCUUGGUUAAAAGAGGAAGAGGAAGGACCUGCAAGAGAUUCUCUCCUCUCCUCUCCUCUCCUCUCCUCUCCUCCCUCCCACCCCCCAAUUACACCACUGUCACAUGUAACAAAUGCCUGUCUGGCAUGUCUUCAUGCCUGGGGAACCCGCCACCCACCGAGUCGACUUGUGGCCAAAUAAACGCAUGUGCAUUUGUGAGACGUGUGACAGUGUCCCUGCAAGUUUCUCUCCUGGAAGUGCUACCUGUGCCUAGCACAUCUGUCGUGUGUGAAGCAGGGUCUUUCGUGUGUCUUGCCCUUCUCCUGCCCCUUCUUUACCGUACGAUAUAUUUUUGUAGGGUUUUCUUCUCCUCGUGGUGAAAUUCUUAAAUUCUUGUGGGAUGUAAGUUUCAACAUUUUUAAAAUAAAACUUUGCAAAAUACUGAAAGCUAAUGGCUGACUGUGUGCUCUUGUGGGCUGCUUGCUGCCUGACUGCUGUGAGCAAGCCGAUCAUUACCCAUUUUUAUUAUAUUAUAUAUAUUUUUGCCUUAAAGCGAUGCCUGGGCAGAGCUUGGGAUUUGAGAAAAGAAUGUUAACCUUUCUUAAUGGCCCAAGGCGGCCGGUAGAUGUCUCUUUAUGGGAGCUGGUGGCCAGAAGAUGCUUUCUCACUACAGAGAUCUCUCUGCAAUGUUUGGAAGGGGAAAUCAGAUGAUCAAACUUGUUCAAUGUGGUGGGGUGAAAAGGGGUCAGUGGGCAGCCAGCUACUGACCCCCUGGUGUCGUUGCAUUGGACCAGGCAUCAUGUCUGGUGUGGGGCGAGAAAGGAACAGUGGCUCCAAUGAACAGUUAGGAACUUAACAGGAGCUCCUGAUGUUUCCUUUGCAAGUGGGCUUUGCUUACAGGGCUGGCUCAGCUGCCCUAGGGAGUUCCCUACCAGUGCAACCAGUGCAGAUACUAUUAGUGCAACCAGUGCAGAUACUAUUAGUAUCGUUCAGCAAGCUGUACCUGCACAUGAGCAUGCGUCUUCUGCAGACAGGUUGCCGGCUAUUGUAGUUUGGUGGCGGUCACCAAUCCCACCCUCCAUAGCUAAAGGGAAAGGUCAGGUUCCUUGUGUGUGAGAGGGAACAGAACAAGAUGCUGGGGUGGCUCAGUUAGUAAAGCAUGAGGCUCUUAACCUCGGGGCUGUGGGUUUGAACCCCACGUUGGGCAAAAGAUUCCUGUGUCGCAGGGGGUUGGACUGGAUGACCCUCAGGGUCUCUUCCACCUCUAUGGUUCUACGCAGUUUAGGGAGAGUCAGAAGAAUCAGCUGGAGGCCAGGAGCAUUUUAGGGUGCAGAGAUCUGGUGUGAGGUAGCACAUUGCUUUCUCACAUCAGUGAACAUGCUGCUUGCCUCUAUUAAUGCUACUGCUUGCAUAUUUAAGAACAGGAGUCAGCAAACUUUUUCAGCCGUGGGCCGGACCACUGUUCCUCAGACCAUGUGGUGGGCCAGACUAUAUUUUGAAAAAAAUAAUAAUGAACAAAUUCCUAUGCCCUACAAAUAACCCAGAGAUGCAUUUUAAAUACAGUCGUACCUCAGGUUACAGAUGCUUCAGGUUGCAGACACUUCAGGUUACAGACUCCGCUAUCCCAGAAAUAGUACCUUGGAUUAAGAACUUUGCUUCAGGAUGAGAACAGAAAUUGCACAGCGGCGGCGGCGGCGUGGUGGCAGCGGGAGGCCCCAUUAGCUAAAGUGGUACCUCAGGUUAAGAACAGUUUCAGGUUAAGAACAGACCUCCAGAACGAAUUAAGUUCUUAACCCGAGGUACCACUGUAAAAGCAUACAUUCUACUCAUGUAAAAACACCAGGCAGGCCCCACAAAUAACCCAGAGAUGCAUUUUAAAUAAAAGCACACAUUCUACUCAUGUAAAAACAUGCUGAUUCCCGGACCGUCUGCUGGCUGGAUUGAGAAGGCGAUUGGGCGGCAUCCGGCCCCCGGGCCUUAGGUUGCCUACCCCUGUUUAAGAACAAAGCAUUUAUUUAUUUUUUAAAGAAAAUAAAUCAUAAACCGCCAGUGCCCUCUGUCCUCCCUUGAAGGGAAGCUGGUAGUACAGGAAUGUCUCGCUGCUAGGGAAUUGGAGAGCACAUAGCAGUUCAUUACGGGGAGAAAUCUGUCUAGGGAGUUGGCUUGGGAAAUGUAAGGCAUUGCUUAACAUGUUGAUUCUGGGCAAAAGGAAGAUCAACUCCAUUCUGGUCGCUGGUUGUUCCUGGUCCUCGUUUCUCUCCUCCAGCCCACAUGGCGGCAGUGGGGAAACCCUCCUAGCAGAGACUCUUAUUUCCACGGGGCUCGCUCAAGAUAUUUUGGUACCUGAGUGGGAAAUCUAAAUGCAUCUCCCUUCUUGCCAGUUAACAGUGUGUGUAAGUGUAGCGGGGGAGACACAACCCACUGGGAAGUCCUCAUGCUUGAGCUUCAGAGGAGAACUUUCUGGUGGGUUGCGAUCUCCAAGUCGGAUCUGGCUGUCUCCCACUCGUGACACCUUUAAUGAUAACAUAACAAAACCUGACACCCGGAGGGCUGCCUCGUCCUUUUUCCACGGUUAGGUCUGCCUCAGAAUUCCCGUGCUCAGUUCUGUAAUUGCUGCUUUUGCUCGCAACAUACAAUUUCCCAUCUCGAAAUCUUGGAUUUUUGUAACAUUUUAAUUUCAGGCUGCAGGAGGGAGGGAGGAGGGAGGACAGAAAUAACUGGAAGAAAAGGAAAAGCAAGGCAGGGAGCGGAACGCUUGCUCUCUCGCUCGCUCCACUCCCCAUGGCUGCCUCCACGCUUUCUAUUUAAGGCUCUUCUCCAGCCUUCUCUUCUGUCUAGGCUGCUGCCAACGUCCCAGGUUUCCAGGGUUGUUCUGCAGCCUGUCCCCCCGUCCUCCGCCCAUCAUCUGCUUAAAAUCCCCUCCCCGCCCCCGCACUUCAUCAGCCCCGGCAAUCAAUGAUGGAGAAAGGAUUUUGGCACCAGAGCAAAGCAUUUCAGUGCCACACUUUAGCCCUUGGCUCUCCAGAGGAUUAGACCGAGAGGGUGGGCUGGGAGUUGGAUUAAUAAACCCAUGUUGACUGAGAUGAAGACCUCUGUCUAAAUAGGUGUACAGGGAACUUCAGAGUCCUCAAGGGGUUUCAGAAUUGAGGCUUCCCCAGCUCUGGACACAGAGGACGGCCCUACAUUUAAAAGUUAUUUUCAGACACAGGCAGAACACCACACUCGGGGGGUUCUGACUGAACUUGUGUCGUUGUUCCCACAAUAAAUAUGGGACUGCUGUGUGGCAGCUGGGAGUGGGUGGCUAGGUGUCAUAAUAGCGCCUCCUCCCCCCCCCUCCAUGUUUCUUUCUUAAGAACUCGAUCAUAGAGCGAAAAGGUACUCACUGAAUUUGCAGCUAUUACCACAACUCAGCCUGGGCCAAUUGUGAGUGAGGGUGCUGAUGUCUAAAAAACCCACCUUCGCCUUAGGAGUGUUGAGAAAUAUGUAUAGAUGUACUUGAAAAUAGUUGUGGGGGUGGCUUUUUCUGCUUCUGAGUGAGCUCUGCUUCCCCUCAGUUUUUCUGGACAGAAUCCCAGUUGCUUCUUCCUAUUUGCAAACACACACACACACACACACACACACACACACAGAGUCCACUUUGGUUUUUUCCAAGCACCUCACAUGUUUGCCUGCUCAGCACUACUUUAAAAUAAGUUUUUAACACUUCGUCAUCCUCCACCUUUUAAAACACUUUUAAGAAGGCGAGGUGGCUAAUUAUAUCGAUGAAGUCUUUUGCUUAGCCUCCUUCUCCUCACCUCAGGGUGGGUUCCUGAAACUCAUCCCUAACCUGUUUUCUAACCUUGGUGCAAAACCUUAACAUGGUGUUCUGGCCUAAAACGCUCCCUCAUAUACUUGCUGCCGUUCCUUCCCUUUGGCAAUGCUUCUGUCACACAGUCCAUCCCAGCCAUGGCUCUGGGGGGAAUGGAGUGGAGGACAUCUCAUUCAAGAAAGAGGAGUGGAGCUUUGCAGAGUCCUCCAAGGCUGCACACAGACAUCGUCUCUCAGUUGCUUGGAGAGGAGAGGACUUGAGACAGUUGUGGGGAGGUGGGGACUUUCAGCAACUGAUUCAUGGGGCGAGAUCUACCAGGGAUGAGCUGCUGUGCUCGCCAGGCCUGACACACCAUCAAGUCUGUGUAGAUCGUGUUUUUGCUAAUAAAGAGUUAACUCCAAAUGGGAACAGUGUGAUUUACUGCUGGCUCGCUCUUUGACACCAAGUGACCCAGUCCCAAGGACACUUUGCCUAGAUGCCCAUGCACCACACCUGGAUCUCCCCUCAGCUCCCAUCCACCCAGGAACAGAGGGAAUAGAAGACCUGGCAAGCUGCUCAGAGCUGGUGGAGGAGAGCUAGCAGCCAGAUGACUUCAUUACCUGGGGUCUCCUUGAGAGGAGGGAGAAGCCAGCCAGGAACCAGGUGUGCAUUGACACCCAGCAGAUGGCCAGAAAGGAGGCAGAGGUCACUGAAGGGAUAUAAACCUCCAAGCUUCUCUGGACCUUUGCUAAAGUAGUGGUGGUCCCCUAUUAGGUGCCUAUAAAGGUAAAGGGAUCCCUGACCAUUAGGUCCAGUCGUGACCGACUUUGGGGUUGCGGCGUUCAUCUCGCUUUAUUGGCUGAGGGAGCCAGC